UAUAAAUCCCAGUGUUUUGCUACUCCAUUUCUUGCCACCCUAAAAAUCAUGGUCUACAUAACUACUCUCCAACCUGCCUAGCCUACAACACAUUUCCAUUCUAAAAUUCCGGAAAUGCUGUUGUCAAUAUUCCUUGCUCUGUUUCUACCCUGCGCCGGAAUGAGCGUCAUUUUCCUCAUAUACAUCUGCUUGCUUUGCUACUCUGCGCGCGGAAGCAACGAGGCUGACCAUUUCCGCACGCCGGUAAAGCCCGCUCAAAACAGAGGCCUCUCCGCCUCCGAUCUCCAGAAGCUCCCCAAGGUGACCGGCAAAGAUCUUGUCAUGGACACCGACUGCGCCAUCUGCUUAGACGAAAUCGAGGCCGAGCAACCGGCCAGGAUGGUUCCCGGUUGCAACCACGGCUUCCAUCUAGAAUGCGCCGACGCGUGGCUCACUAAAAACUCCAUUUGCCCUGUUUGCAGAGCUAACCUGUUCAAUCCCGAUCAAAUCAGCCCCUGCUGAAUCCAUCAAUUCAUUCGUUUUCCGAUUUUGUACCGAUUUUUGAUUGAAUGGAAUAGAAUAGAUUGUGUAUAGAAUUGCUAUUAACAAGUUAUUUUGUUUA
Salvia splendens (bonfire salvia) is the source of this 601-nucleotide messenger RNA. Its product is annotated as E3 ubiquitin-protein ligase ATL23. The record is from RefSeq and is a predicted model, not a curated record. NCBI's taxonomy places the organism in Eukaryota, Viridiplantae, Streptophyta, Magnoliopsida, Lamiales, Lamiaceae. Bases 115 to 501 code for a protein of 128 amino acids. The transcript has a single exon.